Messenger RNA from Cylicostephanus goldi, 543 nucleotides. NCBI's taxonomy places the organism in Eukaryota, Metazoa, Nematoda, Chromadorea, Rhabditida, Strongylidae. The record is from the annotation of a GenBank genome assembly.
AUGAAUCGAGCCUGGUGGAACGAGAUGAUCUGCAUCAUUUGCUUGAGUAUAGCAACCACAUCAUUGAUGACCAGCUAUGACACCCAGUCAUUCAUUGUUGAAUCUAUUCUGCAUUCCGUACAUAUGAGGGAGCCAACUAGAAUAGACGUGCACGCAGGAUAUUACGGGCCGGCAGUGCUUUAUGCAGCUUACACUACCGCAAACUUGUUUGCCCCUUGGAUAUGUUAUCGCAUUGGUUCGAAGUGGACCUUAUUUGUUGGCAGCUUAAUGUUUCCAGCUUAUCAAGCCGGCUUUUUCUUUUUGCAUUCUCUUUAUUACUACGCCACUCAAGCUCUAAUGGGCAUCGGCUUUGCCAGUGAGUAUUCACUAUUAUUAAACAUACAAAACACUUCUGAUAAGGAACUGGCAGUGUAUUACGCUGGACAGGGCUUAUAUAUGUCUGAACACUCGACUAAAUCAACCAUAUCCAGAAAUUCUGCUCUAGUGAGUGCCAUCGGAAACUGCAGGUUGGUUGCUUUUUAUCUACUGUACUUGGUGUCGUGA